GCAUAGACAUCUCCCACAGCCGGUUGUGGCCUCCGGCGAGCUCACACAUCUAUUAUGCUGUGGACUGCACCUAUCUGGUCCCUCCUGACGGGUGGUGUCCUCGGACACAACCAGCACGUCUUCACCCUUGCCAGUACCGGGGCGGAUGCAUCUCCCAUCAUCCCUGGUGCUAAUCUCGCCACGGCAGCCAACCUGUCCGCGGUGAAUGCGGACGCAUAUAGCUUGUUGAUGCACCCGAGCUUCCCCGGCCAUCGAAUGAGAAUCAAAAAGAGCGCAUUCUGUGAUCCGACUGUAAACGCAUACACUGGGUAUCUAGACGUUGAUUACGGCGCAAAGCACAUGUUCUUCUACUUCUUCGAGAGUCGAAGAGAUCCUACCAAAGAUGACGUGAUGAUGUGGAUUAACGGAGGUCCUGGAUGUUCGUCUGCCAGCGGUUUGCUCAUGGAACUAGGACCAUGUAGCCUCGACCUAGAGGAAAUUUCAUCAAACGGAACGGUCUGGAACCCAUAUUCUUGGAACACCGAGGCGAAUGUCUUCUUUCUGGACCAGCCAGUGGGAGUGGGCUUCUCUUACGCUGACUACGAAGAGACGGUUGAAACCACCGAAGGCGCUGCGAAGAAUGUACAUGCUUUCAUUUCGCUUUUCUUCGACACGUUCCCCGAGUUUGUCGGACGUCGGCUCCAUCUCUCCGGCGAAUCCUAUGCUGGGCGCUAUCUGCCGGCAUUUGCUAGUUACAUCGUGGAUCAGAACGAGCUUGCUGUGGCACAAGGAAGGAGACCGGCGAACUUGACGAGUGUGAUUAUUGGAAAUGGAAUCACCGACAUAUCAACGCUUUAUCCGGGCCGCUAUGAAGUUGAAUGCGGCACUGCUGCUCUUGAAGUUCCUUUCCAGAAAAUCAGCACUUGUGUGCGCAUGAAAAUAGCGCUCCCUCGAUGCCAGGAUGCAAUCAAGCGGAACUGCGUGGAGCAGCUCGAUAUGAUGAAUUGUGACGCAGCAUUCAGUUUCUGUGAUGCCGAGCUGAGCACAGCGUAUUGGGAAAGCGGUCGAAAUGUAUAUGACAUCUCAACGACGUGCGAGGAGAACGUAAUGUGCUCAAAGAAGAACACGCUUAUAAAGGAAUACCUCGACCGGCCUGACAUCCGCCAGCUGCUCGGCGUUGAUCCAUUGUUCAACUUCACUGUGUGCAGCCACGACGUCGGGCUCGGCUUCCACUCUCACUCGGACAUGCGGCGCGUUCCUUCACAGCAUCAUGUCGCGGCGCUCCUCGAGCGCAGCAUACGUGUGCUGAUCUACGCAGGGACGUACGACUGGCAGUGCAACUGGGUAGCUAACAAGCUAUGGGUCGACAACCUUGACUGGACUGGCAAGGCUGCAUACGCUGUCGCAGAAUGGCAUGACUGGCAUGUCGACGGGAAGAAGGCUGGUGAGACGAAAUCAGCCGGGCUACUGAGAUUCGUAACCGUGCGCGGCGCAGGGCAUAUGGUUCCUCAUGAUAAACCCGCAGAAUCACAGGCUAUGGUAUCAAGAUGGCUGGCGCACCAAGAAUUGUGAUCUAACCGUACAUGAUGCUAAGCUAUCCAUGCAUUGCAUGGCGAUUCAUGUUUGGGUCGUCCGCAUAUAUCAGACUUGUCCCAAGCCCGAUCUCGCGCUAAUCUCAUCAUGGGUUAGUCCGCAUCAAACGUACUGCUACAUUGUUGUACAUCAUAAGUAUGAAUAAAUCAAGUGCUCUCGUCGUCCUUCUUC
Molecule: messenger RNA, 1743 nt
Organism: Postia placenta MAD-698-R-SB12
Lineage: Eukaryota; Fungi; Basidiomycota; Agaricomycetes; Polyporales; Adustoporiaceae
Exons: 12
Coding region: 55-1551 (498 amino acids)
Biological process (GO): proteolysis
Cellular component (GO): fungal-type vacuole
Molecular function (GO): serine-type carboxypeptidase activity
Source: RefSeq, a predicted model, not a curated record